Molecule: messenger RNA, 3271 nt
Organism: Labrus mixtus (cuckoo wrasse)
Lineage: Eukaryota; Metazoa; Chordata; Actinopteri; Labriformes; Labridae
Gene: rtn4rl1a
Product: reticulon-4 receptor-like 1
Exons: 3
Coding region: 663-2030 (455 amino acids)
Cellular component (GO): plasma membrane
Molecular function (GO): protein binding
Source: RefSeq, a predicted model, not a curated record
UUGAAGCGGCUGCCUCGGAGCUCUCCGGUAACAGAGACGGUAGACGGUCUCUGACUCACGCUGACGAUCCGCACACAGCAACAUAUCAGACUCCACCUGACCUGCAACCUGACAGGAGGUUUUUGAUGAAGGCUUAGGGCAACUUUACUCGGCUUUCUGGUGUUUUUUUUUUUUUUUCCUUCCUUCAUCCUGCCCUUGGCGGCAUAUUUCUCUUGUAUCCCGGGCAUCAAACAAAGUCAGAAUGCAUGUUAUUGCUUCAUAAACACCAGAUGGCGGGUGGUUGAAAUAAAACACAUCACAGAGUGCUGGGACGGGACAAGGUGUUUUCCUAACCUCUUCCAUAACAACUACGGACGAGUGAACUUGUUUUUUUCUUCUUCUUCUGGUUGCGCGCGGACCUUGUAGCCUAUUUCCAUCCCUUAUUUUCCUCAAACAUCAACGACACCUUUCUUUCCCUCCUCCAAACGCCACUUCUUCUUUCUCUUUCUUCAACUGUCAUCACUUUGUAAAACACCAGCCACCGCGGAGACAAGACUUCACUGCCGGCGGUAAAAAGGAAUCAAAAAUAACAAUUUAGUCUACUAAGGCACCGGAUUGGACCUUCACAAGGAUGCUACUCCCGCACCGACACUCCUAGACGGGUCCAAACAGCCGCUGACAACAUGUUCAGGCGAGGUUAUGGCGGGGUGGAGUUACUCUUGGUGCUCUGUGGCCUGGAUCUCUCUCUGCCGUGCCCUCGCCACUGCAUCUGCUACACUUCACCUAGCACCGUCUCCUGCCAGGCCCACAACUACCAUGCCGUGCCCGAGGGCAUCCCCGCCCAGAGUGAGCGUGUCUUCCUACAGAACAACAAAAUCCAGCGGCUUCUCCGUGGCCACUUCUCACCAACCACCACCAUGUUGUGGCUUUACUCCAACAACAUCUCUUACAUACAGCCGUCCACCUUCCACGGCUUCGACCGCCUGGAGGAGCUCGACCUUGGGGACAACAAACACCUGAAAGCCAUCGCUUCAGACACCUUUAUUGGCCUGGGUCGGCUACACGCCCUGCAUCUGUACCACUGUGGUCUGAUCAGCCUGCCUCCAGGGAUCUUUGCGGGGCUCCAUAAUCUCCAGUAUCUCUACCUACAGGACAACCAGUUGGAAUUCCUGGAGGACGACCUGUUCAUUGACCUGCUCAACCUCAGUCAUCUCUUCCUACAUGGCAAUCGACUAUGGAGUCUACGCCAGAACACUUUCCGUGGUCUGGGGGUCUUAGACCGCCUUCUACUCCACCAGAACCGAAUCCAGUGGGUGGACCGACAGGCUUUCCAUGACCUGCGACGCCUCACCACACUGUACUUGUUUAAUAACUCCUUGACUGAGCUAUCUGGUGCCAGCUUGACUCUACUGACAGCCCUGGAGUAUCUACGACUUAACAACAACCCCUGGGAGUGUGACUGCAAGGCCCUGUCACUUUGGGAUUGGCUGAGAAGGUUCAGAGGCUCCACCUCCUCUCUUGCGUGUGUGUCACCACCAGAGCUGGUUGGAAAGGACCUGAAAGAGCUGAAGAAAGAAGAGCUGCCCAGUUGCUUGUCGGUCGAGGGUCAUGGUCAUGGUGGCCCUGGUAGGGAGAUGGAGCACGGAGAGUCUUUGAACCAUCUGAAUCGUCACAGGAAUCAUCACAACCACCAUCAGCGGCCAUAUUUGCCCCACGGGGACCAGUACAGCCUGCCCUCGCCCUCGCCCCUGCCGCGGCCGCCAAAGGGAGGUCGCAGAAACUGUACUCGCAGGGGGCGUAAGGCAAAGGGCGGGCUCAAUGAGGUGCAGGUACACCAGGUGGAAGGUGAGAAGGACUAUUCUCCAGAGGCAGGUAAAUAUGGCAUUUCUGGAACCGCAAGAAGGAAGAACAAGUGCAUCCCCAGAACUUCUGUCCGCCCACCAAGUGGGGUCCAGAGAGCAAAUAACAGAGCAGAGUCCACCUUUGCAGAUUCUAUUUUCUGUUUACCAUCAACUCUGCUGCUAUCACUCAUCUCGGUGAUCCUACGCUGAGAAAGGGAGUGGACACAUUUUUGCAGGUGAUGCAGCCAAUGGAUUCACUCUGCUGAACCACUCUGCCCCAGCUCUUUAAAUGAGGCACAUGCAAAACUGUGUGUGUGUACAUGACUCUGUACAAAGAACAUUAUCAAAUAUCUACUGUCGAAGUAUCCCUGUGGUAUUGUGGCAGGAGUCUUUACGAGUCACAAUAAAGGCAGUCAGGGAAAUCAAUUUAGCAAAGCCCAUUUCUUUGAUGAUGUCACCAAGGGAAACAACAGGAAAAAAAAAAACUUUACAUCUCUCUGCGUGGCACUCAUUGCCUCACAAAAUUGAUGUACUUAAAAAAAAACUGUACAGCCACAUAAAAUAAGGAGCCAAUGAUUUAUUCAAAUAAUUACAAGAAGAAUACAAAAUACAAAUGAAAAUAGUUCAAGGCUCCAUGUUUAGCCCUCUUCACACAAUACUGCUCUCUCAGCUCACCAUCCAUCUGUCACUCAUGCUGAGACAGAGGCACAGUCAUUCUUAACUGUCACACUAAUCACUCAACAGCACCUUAAGAUCCAAAACACUGCAGACACAAGUGGCAGUAACAUGAGUCAUUGCUUUAGCAGUAAAAACUCUAACACGAUAUAUCUUCAAAGUGGUUUUAUUUUGACAUGUCGCACAGUAAGGUGGACUCACUUGAUGGCAUCACACUAUGCUUGACGUUUAGUCGAGAGUCAAGACUGUGAAAAAAAACACCAUUGGAGAUGUGACACAUCUUUAUACAUAACAUUACUCUUUCAUUAUCAUUGCCCUUAAAAGCCAUUCAGAACUGACCUAUCAUUAGAAGAGCCAACUGGUCACAGUCAGUUAAAAUGAGUGAGUGAGUGAACAUGUGAAGAUUUCUGUUUUUUGUACGAGUGUGUGUCCACUUACAAUAAACACUAAAGCCAUGCAGGUAGAACGACACUAGAUUAGCAAGAGUGCCUAACAAGAGCCAAUGAGCCAAAGAGGACAACAAAGCGGAUGGUUUCAUUCACUCUUCACUCUCACAGGCGACAAAAAAAAAAAAGGCCCCAACAAGACUAAAAGGUCAACGGAAAGGGGGAAAAGGAAAAGCUGAGGCCUUAGCCUUUGCUCCAAGAACUUCUGACCCCAAAACCUGUAUGUGAGUUUCUUUGCAAUGCUGUGCUGGCUAAAAGGACAAACAUAUAUCCUUCAAAAACAGAAGAUUCAAUCCAAAACGUCACAGGAGGGUUUUGAAUGCUGGGGGG